Molecule: messenger RNA, 598 nt
Organism: Paramecium sonneborni
Lineage: Eukaryota; Ciliophora; Oligohymenophorea; Peniculida; Parameciidae
Source: the annotation of a GenBank genome assembly
AUGAACUUCUAACUAAUUUAAAAUAUCUUACCAAAAAUAUCAUUAAUCAAAAAAAAUAAAAUCAAUUAAAUAAACAUUAUUUAUUAUAUUUAUAAGGCUGAAAAACUCAUAGAUUAGAAGUUAAUCUUUCUAAAAAUCGGAAAUUCUCAAUAAACAUAAGAUACAUACAAGAGUAUCGUAUUUCAAAAUUAAAUUUUAGAUUCAUAUAAAGGUCAAAAAAAAAAAAGUCUGUCUUAUGAAUGUUAAACCAAAAUUAAAUAAUAAAUUAGCAUUUAGAGGUCUAAUCAAUGUUCACAUUUCCAUCAUCAGCCGAUGAUUAAUGGAGUCCAAUUUUUAUUGAUUGUCUUACUUAUCGUUAGAAAUUUGAAACCUUGGUAGCUUAUUAGAAUGGAAAUUAAACAUAUAUUUGAGCUAUACUCUUACUUCUAAAGUUGAAAUAAAAGUUUAGUAUUAGACUUUUGACAAAUCAACCCCAUUGUGUUUCCUCUUUUAUUUGUUCCAUUUUGCAAUGAUGACUGCAAAGAUGUAAUAUAAUAUUGCAGUAGAUGUAUGUGCUGCCACAGUGGAAUAAACUAAAUAUAAGCCUUUAGGAAGUUGA